Messenger RNA from Penicillium argentinense, 3048 nucleotides. Its product is annotated as glycoside hydrolase family 35 protein. Bases 1 to 3048 code for a protein of 1015 amino acids. Gene Ontology annotation, molecular function: beta-galactosidase activity. Gene Ontology annotation, biological process: carbohydrate metabolic process. The transcript has 6 exons. Lineage: Eukaryota; Fungi; Ascomycota; Eurotiomycetes; Eurotiales; Aspergillaceae. Gene Ontology annotation, cellular component: vacuole. The record is from RefSeq and is a predicted model, not a curated record.
AUGGCGAAAUUCACGCAUCUGAUAUAUGGCUUAUGUAGCACAGUCUUCCUCUGCCUGUUCGCCUUGGGCGAGUCGAACAAUUCGACCGAAUGGCCGCUGAAAGACGAUGGACUGAACAAAGUGGUUCAGUGGGACCACUACAGCUUCCAGGUUAAUAGCCAACGCAUUUUCAUUUUCUCUGGAGAAUUCCAUUACUGGCGCAUUCCAGUUCCUGGCUUGUGGAGUGAUAUCCUCGAGAAAAUCAAAGCAGCGGGGUUCACGACGUUCGCCUUCUACUCGAGCUGGGCAUACCAUGCACCGAACAACCAAACUCUCGACUUUUCUACCGGUGCACACGAUAUAACCCCACUUUUCGAGCUGGCCAAAGAGCUGGGGCUCUACAUUAUCGUUCGCCCGGGCCCGUAUGUGAACGCAGAAGCUAACGCGGGUGGGUUUCCUCUUUGGUUAACGACUGGCGAAUACGGCACUCUUCGGAACAAUGAUACACGAUACACCAAGGCGUGGUCACCAUACUUUACGAAGAUGUCGGAGAUCACCAGCAAGUACCAAGUGACCGAUGGCGAAAACUCUAUUGUCUACCAGAUCGAAAAUGAGUAUGGCUACCAAUGGGAGGGCAGUGCCACUGCGAAAGUCCCGAACGAGACGGCUAUCCACUACAUGGAGCUUCUGAAGGCGAAUGCCCGUGAGAAUGGUAUUGUCGUCCCAUUGACAGCGAACGAUCCCAACAUGAACUCGCAUUCGUGGGGCAGUGACUGGUCUGAUGAAGGAGGCAAUGUUGAUGUUGCCGGCGUUGAUUCGUAUCCGUCUUGUUGGACCUGCGAUCUCAGCCAAUGCACUUCCACAAAUGGCGAAUACAUCGCAUUCUCAGUUAUGAAUUACUACGAUUAUUUCCAGGAAUCCCAACCAACAAUGCCAUCCUUCAUGCCCGAAUUCCAAGGCGGCUCCUACAAUCCCUGGGGUGGACCGGAAGGUGGAUGUGCCGAGAACUCGGAUGCUGACUUUGCCAAUUUGUUCUAUCGCUGGAACAUCGGACAGCGAGUCACCGCAAUGAGUCUAUACAUGUUGUUCGGCGGUACGAACUGGGGAUCUAUUGCUGCACCAGUCACGGCGAGUAGCUACGAUUACUCCGCACCCAUCUCAGAGGACCGCUCUAUAGGGUCAAAGUACUACGAGACAAAACUUCUUGCUUUAUUCACCCGUUGCGCGAAGGAUUUGACGAUGACAGACUUGAUUGGAAACGGGACGCAAUACACCGACAACGAGGCCGUGAGGGCAUACGAACUGCGGAACCCAGAAACCAAUGCUGGAUUCUACGCGACCUUCCACCUGAACACUUCUGUCGCUACAAAUGAGGCGUUUCAACUGAAAAUCAACACCUCUGCUGGAGCUCUCACUGUCCCAAGCCAUGGCAGCAAGCUCCGGCUCAAUGGGCACCAGUCCAAGAUCCUUGUGACUGAUUUCAGCUUUGGUUCUGAGACGCUCCUUUAUUCUACUGCGGAAGUCUUGACAUAUGCAGUCUUUGACAAGGUCCCAACACUGGUUCUCUGGGUUCCUACAGGUGAAUCGGGAGAAUUCUCUGUCAAGGGUGCGAAGAAAGGAGCGAUCAAAGAGUGCCAGGAAAGCUCGCAAGUCAAGUUCAUCAAGGAGCAUGGAGGCUUGACAGUUUCCUUCACACAGCCAUAUGGAAUGUCGGUCUUGGAACUUGACAACAAGAUCCGAGUCGUUCUACUCGAUAGAAAGACUGCAUACAAGUUUUGGGCUCCGGCACUGACCAAUGAUCCAUUGGUGCCAGAAACAGAAAGUGUUCUCAUCGAAGGGCCCUACCUGGUCCGCGGAGCUAGUCUGUCUGGCAAAAAGCUUUCCAUCACGGGUGACAUUGUCAAUGCAACAACAAUGGAAAUAUUCGCCCCGAAAGCUGUUAACUCCAUCACUUGGAACGGGAAGGCGAUCAAGACUCACCGUACCGAUUACGGAAGUCUAAGGUGCCAGCUACCUGCUCCGAAAGCUAUUACCUUGCCCGAAUUUGGCUCGUGGAAGUCUAAAGAUAGUCUUCCAGAGCGACUUGUCGGUUAUGAUGACUCUGGACCAGCUUGGGUUGAUGCGGACCAUAUGACAACUUUGAACCCCAGGACCCCUACCACUCUUCCAGUCCUAUAUGCCGAUGAAUAUGGGUUCCAUAACGGCGUUCGCCUCUGGCGCGGUUAUUUCAACGGCACUGCUACGGGAGCUUUCAUCAAUGUCCAAGGAGGUUCCGCCUUUGGUUGGUCUGCCUGGCUGAAUGGCCAGUUCCUCGAUUCCUACCUGGGCGAUGCUUCAGCAGAGCAAGCAAACCUGACUCUCUCGUUCUCGAACGUGACCCUGAAUACGGACAAACCGAAUAUUCUGCUAGUAGUCCAAGACGACAAUGGUCACGAUCAAACAACCGGCGCCCUCAAUCCCCGCGGAAUCCUCGAAUCCCGCCUUCUAGGCUCCUCCACCGGGUUCUCGCACUGGCGACUUGCUGGAACAGCAGGCGGCGAGUCAAACAUCGAUCCCAUUCGUGGCUCCUACAACGAAGAUGGGCUCUACGGAGAGCGAGUGGGAUGGCACCUACCGGGUUAUGAUGAUUCGGCCUGGGAGACUGCAUCGACCAAGAAGAACAGUGCCGCUUCGAUCUUGCGUGUUGAAGGAGCAACUGUCAAAUUUUUCCGUACUAGGAUUCCGCUUGACCUUCCCUCCGGCAAGGAUGUCUCUAUUUCGUUCGUUCUCUCCACACCACCUGACUCCGCCAAAUCAUAUCGGGCGCAGCUGUUUGUGAAUGGCUACCAGUACGGUCGAUACUAUCCUUAUGUCGGCAACCAAUUGGUCUACCCUGUACCACCAGGAAUUUUGACAUACAAUGGAGAGAACACGAUCGUCAUUGCGGUUUGGUCACAGACGGAGCAAGGUGCAAGUAUCGGUAUUGAUUGGAGAGUAAACUAUGUCGCGGAUAGUUCUUUGGAUACGAGAAAUGUCGGUGGGAAGGAAUUGAGACCUGAGUGGACUGAGGAGAGGAACAAGUAUGCUUGA